Aspergillus ruber CBS 135680 is the source of this 1029-nucleotide messenger RNA. RefSeq lists its product as uncharacterized. Lineage: Eukaryota; Fungi; Ascomycota; Eurotiomycetes; Eurotiales; Aspergillaceae. The record is from RefSeq and is a predicted model, not a curated record. Gene Ontology annotation, biological process: ubiquitin-dependent endocytosis. Bases 1 to 1029 code for a protein of 342 amino acids. Gene Ontology annotation, molecular function: ubiquitin protein ligase binding; protein-macromolecule adaptor activity. Gene Ontology annotation, cellular component: cytosol; cytoplasm; plasma membrane. The transcript has 4 exons.
AUGGAUAUCCGAAUACAUCUCGAUAGGGAGCAACCUACCUAUACGAAUGAAGAUGUUGUAUCCGGCCAUGUCAUGCUCAGAAAUGGCGCACAGUUGGAUAUAACAGCUAUAACAAUAAAACUUUCUGGGUCCGCAACAUCAAGAUUGAACUCAAACAAACUAACUCAAUCACAUCAGCUUUUUGAAAGGACUGAGCAAGCGUUUCCCCCCAGCCAGUAUGCGACUUGGUUCACUUCUCGCAAGGUGACUAUCCCUCCGGGGGAACAUGCUUUUCCAUUUUCGAUCAGGUUCCCCCAGGUUUCGGAAUGCUACAAGGCUACCACAGACGUCUGCGGCAAACGACCAGCAAGUAGGCGGACACACCAUCUACUGCGAAAACUCCCGCCUUCGUCCGGAGAUAAAACCACGCCCGAGGAGAUAAAGUAUUUUCUCGAAGCAACUGUUCGACCGGAUGGUAUCCUAUGCAGGACUCAAAAAGCCACUCGCGACGUAUAUUUCCGCCAUGUAUCUACCAUCAGCCACAUUUUACCUAGUUUGACAGGCAAAGAGACUGUCACUUGCAGCUCCGGUUCCAAUUCCUCGCUUUCCCCACUGACUUGUGAAAUAGAGGCCAAGUUGUUGAACGGGCCGUUCCUUCUGCUGGGGCAACCAAUCUCACUAAAUGUGGAUGUUAUUAAAUUGAAUUUGGACGAAUGCAAAAGUGGUGUGUUUCUGCACAAUUUUCAGACCAUGCUUAUCGAAACUACAGAGGUACGAGCACGAGAUUCCAUGGAAGUUCAUACCCGUUCCUGCGUCAUACAAACGACCACUCGCGUGCAAUAUGAGCCACGAUGCAUGGUCGGAUCGACAUUGAGCUUCGACGACAGCCUAUGGAGUCGGCAUUGUGUACCGCUACAUCUGACCCCGACAUUUGAAACGUGUAAUAUCAGCCGGAGCUACAAGCUUGAGAUAAGGCUUGGAAUUGAAUUCGGCAGGAACAAUGUAGGUUAUUAUCCUUGGAGCGUUGAGUUGUAUGAUCACAGAAGCUGA